GUCGGGAGACUUCACAGAAAUGCCCAUGUACCACUUGUUCAAAUAUUGUAGCAUGAAUGUCAAUUUAUAAGACUCUUACGACAUUUGCCCUUUAAAAGGAAGCUUCCAGUAACAAGCUGGUGAGUUUGCUGUUUCCUCCUGGUGUUUAAUGGGGGACUCAAGUAGUGCAGUGAUCUGUCUCCAUCGCAUCCAUCAUGCUGCUAUCAUUUCAGUGGUUUUUGCUGGUCCAUUUGUUAUAUCUGAUGAGCAUCAGAGAUGUGGAGGCUCAAUUUCCACGUCCCUGUACAACACCAGAGGCUCUGCAGACCCGGAUGUGUUGUCCCCUCUGGAAUGGGUCUCCUUGUGGCUUUAGCUCAGGGCGAGGAGUCUGUGCACCACACCCUGCAAGAGACCUCCCAAAACCAGUGGACUACAGGGUUAACUGGCCUCGUGCUUUCUAUGAUUCAGUGUGUACGUGCUGGGGGAACUACGAUGGAUUUGACUGUGGUCACUGCCUCCCAGGUUGGAGAGGACCCUGGUGUCUGCAACGUCACCACGUGGAGAGGAAAGAAAUAACAGAUCUGACUGAUUCUGAGAGGGAGACCUUCCUCAAAAGCCUGCACCAGGCAAAACAGAGCCCCAGCAACCGUUACAUGAUUCUUACAAGCAACGACACAACAGUGGACAGGAACUAUGCAUUUCACAACACAAGUGUCUAUGAUCUGUAUGUAUGGAUGCACUACUAUUCAGCUAAGAGCUACGCUGGUUCUGAAGAUAAUGCUGCACACCGGGGCCCUGCUUUUUUCUUCUGGCACAGAUUGUUCUUACUCUUUAUUGAGAGGGAAAUCAGGGAACUAACAAGAAACCAAGAUUUCUACAUCCCAUAUUGGGACUGGACCAGAACCAACCACUGCAACAUCUGCACCAACCAGUACUUUGGGGGAGUUGGCCAAGAUGGUCAUAUAGACAGUGUUUCCCUUUUCUCAAAGUGGAAGACCAUAUGUCCAUUUCAGGAAAGUCUUAGUAUAAUCUGCAUCAACCCUGAUGCCUCUGAUCCUCCACAUCUGAUCCGCAAUCCCGGAAAGGAUCCAAACUUCAAAACACUGCCAACAGCUGGUGAUGUUGAAGCCUCAAUGGCAGCAACGCUUUUUGACACACCUCCAUUUGACAGAAGAUCUAGGAACAGCUUCAGGAACAAGCUAGAAGGUUUUGAGAUUCCUGAUGAUUCCCGACACCUGAAUGCCUCUAUGCACAACCUAGUCCACAGAUACCUCAAUGGCACAAUGUCUCUGGUCCCUACUGCAGCCAAUGACCCCAUAUUCUUGCUACACCACAGCUUCAUUGACAAGCUUCUUGAAAGGUGGUUGCAGAACCACAGUGGAGCGACCUACCCUGACAGCUACCAGGUCCAUCCAGCCCAGAGAGCGCAAGCCUACAUGGCCCCCUUCUUCCCUCUGCGCACCAACAACUACUACUGGGGCAGGGACAUCAAGAGCCUGGGUUACGGCUACAACAAACACAGCCUCCCUCGCUCUGGAGCCGGUCACAGCGUAGCAAGACAGGCUGAAGAGUUUCUAGAGGAAUCUUCAGCCAGUGGAGUCCCGUGGCAGUGGCCUGUUCUGGGUGUCUUUGGUAUUGUAUUGCUCUGCGUCAGUGUUGGGGCUGCUAUUAAAUGCAAAGACAAAAUAUGGCAAAAACAGGACAUAGUGAAAGAGGAGGAACAGUCAGAGUUUGAUUACAGGUCCAACCCUCUGUAUGUAGUUUGGAGUAACAAGAGGAAUGGAAGCAUUGACAAAUCCUCAUCUUCAGCUGAUGUUGCCUCUUGUGGGGCUCAUCCUCACAUCGCAGCACUCGGGUCUGCUUCAGAGGGCAGAAGAGACGGCGUGGAGUCACCUGUAAAUGUGGAAAUACACCUUUAGAUCAAAAGGGAUGGAGAGUUAGCCAGUUUCCGAGCACAGGUGAAUCAAAGCCAAUCAGUGAAAGCUAUUUUAUAACACCACAGCAUCAGAUUUAGAUGGACUCGGUGUUAUAUUAUCUAGUGUUGCAACUAAGACUUAAUUCACUAUUAGUACAUCUAUUGAUUUUUUAAAAACAAUUAUUUAGUCAAUUGUUAAAAUAUUACACCCAGUUGUCAGUUUAUUAGGUACACCUAGGUGAAAUUAAUGCAGUCUAAUACAACAGUCAUGCAAUAAAUCCUACCUACAUGAAAAUCAUGUUCAGUUUUUGCUCACACUGUUUAGACAGAUGCUGAUUCAACUGCAUGAUAAUUUUGACGGAUGUGGUUUGUGUUACCGUUGACUUGUACUACAUUAGACUGAGUAUUCUACUCAGUGCUCAGUGCACCUUGAUUUUUCCAGUUGAUACUGAAAUUUACAUAGUAUAAUGUCUGAGUGUAAAUGGAAAUUAAAGCAUAGAACAAGUAAAAAAUAAAUACUAAAGGUUUUUUUUUAAAAAGGAAUCAAGGUAAUCUGAAAAUCCUUGAUUUAAUCUACAUUUUUGACUCAUUCAGCAACCAAACACACUAGCAAAUGUGCUUAUCUUCCAUCAUGUGAAACCAUCAUAAGGUGUUUCUCUAAUAUUUUGGAUCAUUAUCUUACAGAAUGAACCCAACAAACCAGCUUGUCCUCCUGUGUUACUUGCGUUUUUCUCACCGUUCUGAUAGCAGCAUCCGAUACUACUUCCUGAAGCACAGUCUUGCAGAGAGUAUUGUAUUGUAGAGUUGUAAGUAAUCAGCAAAGGUUGGGGCACCUGUAGGAAUAGUUUGCAUUAACUUACAAGGCUUCGUUUACUUCCAUUGCUGCAGGAAAGCUGUAAAUGAAUGUUUUCUAUUAAGUUUAUAUGAUUUUUCAGUUUUUGGUGAACUAAAGUUGUUUUUUUUUUCCUCCCGUGGGCAGUUUGACCAGUAAGUUUACAAAAACGCCAACUAAAAAGUUUAAAAGCACAAACAGAGUCAAAAGGAAUAUGUGGGAAAAAACUUUAUGGCGCAUGAUAAAAUAUAAAAGUUUAUUAUAACAGCAGAGUCUGUACAUUGGAUAAGUUAAUUGUAUCUUUCUGCUGAUAAACAGCUGGUUUCCAUGGGAAAUAUCAAAAUUCCACUAGACAUUUUCACAAGAAAAAAAAAAAAAAAAAAAAAAA
Xiphias gladius (swordfish) is the source of this 3114-nucleotide messenger RNA. RefSeq names its product tyrosinase-like. The transcript has 7 exons. The record is from RefSeq and is a predicted model, not a curated record. Lineage: Eukaryota; Metazoa; Chordata; Actinopteri; Istiophoriformes; Xiphiidae. Gene Ontology annotation, molecular function: oxidoreductase activity. The coding region runs from base 195 to 1898 and encodes 567 amino acids.